Molecule: messenger RNA, 495 nt
Organism: Entrophospora candida
Lineage: Eukaryota; Fungi; Glomeromycota; Glomeromycetes; Entrophosporales; Entrophosporaceae
Source: the annotation of a GenBank genome assembly
AUGUAUCAACAUUAUAGGAUUCAAAAUCAUGUUGCUGUGUUUACAAAGGACAAUGAUAACAACAACAACAAUGAUAAUCAAGAUAAUAUGCAGCUUGACGGAAUAUUGAACAUAAUAGAUUUGACAUCAGGAAAUAAUUUAAAUGAAUCAGCUGCUGUAAAUACUGGAUCAAGUUUUCCUAUAAGAUAUAGGCCUGAUACUGUAGCUUCAAGGGAAAUUAGACAGUAUCAAAAAUCAACAAAACUUCUUCUGAGAAAAUUACCAUUUUCUAGAUUGGUUCGAGAGAUUGCUACAAAUGUACUUGAAAAAGAUUCUCAAGUAGGAUUUAGAUUUGAAUCCACGGCUAUCCUAGCACUUCAGGAAGCUGCUGAAGCAUAUCUAGUUCAAAUGUUUGAAAAUGGACAUUUAUGUACAACCCAUGCUAAACGAGUAACAUUAAUGAGAGAGGAUAUUGAAUUAGCAUUGAACAUUUCUGGAGGCAGUAUUAAUAUAUAA